Messenger RNA from Lymnaea stagnalis (great pond snail), 15822 nucleotides. The record is from the annotation of a GenBank genome assembly. NCBI's taxonomy places the organism in Eukaryota, Metazoa, Mollusca, Gastropoda, Lymnaeidae.
AUGGCAAUAUAUAAACAAAACUUGUUAAUUCAAAUGGUUUUAAUUUUUAUGUUUUUUGUGACCAAUAUUUGUGAAGAAACCUCAGGAAGAACGAUUGAAACAACCAAGUACCAUCAUUAUGAAGAGGUUCUUACUCUAUUUUCCGAACUGCAUCAGCGAUAUCCCAAUUUAACUGAAAUACAUAACAUUGGAAAUAGUGUGGAGAACAGAAGUUUGAUUGCCAUCCAAAUAACUGACAAUGUUAAAACUAUCGAGCCGGGAGAGCCAAUGUUUAAAUAUAUUGGUAACAUGCACGGAAAUGAAGCUGUCGGUCGCGAAAUUCUCAUAUAUCUUGCUCAGUAUUUACUAUUUCAAUAUGAAGCAGGUGAUCAACGUGUGAGAGAGUUGGUGGAUUCUACCAACAUAUUCAUAAUGCCUUCCAUGAAUCCAGAUGGUUUUGAAAAAGCAAUUGAAGGAAGUUGUGGAACUGAUUAUGAUGCCGGUGCUGGGCGUGAAAAUGCAAAUGGUGUUGAUCUGAACAGAAAUUUUCCUGAUCAAUUUAAAAAUGAUGUAAUAAUACUAGAACCAGAAACCCAAUCGUUAAUAAAUUGGAUCGAGAAUAAUCCUUUUGUAUUAUCAGCUAAUCUGCAUGGAGGUAGUGUAGUAGCUUCCUAUCCCUUUGAUGACUCUCCUAGUCACGCAGAGUCAGGUACUUACAGUGCAGCUCCUGAUGACAAAGUUUUUCAGGAACUCGCUCACACAUAUGCCAAUAAUCACAAAACAAUGUCUUCUGGUAAUCUGUGUUCUCGAGAUCAUUUCAAAGAUGGUAUAACAAAUGGUGCACAGUGGUAUGAUGUUCCUGGUAAGUUGACCUGAACUGUACAAAUAUUGCUGAUAUUACAAUUUAUUUGAUUGUCUUAAGCUUUUAAAGUAAAAGCUAUAUUAAUUAUUUGAUAACAAACUAGGCAACAAUUUUUUGCUUUAAGCUAUUUGUUAAACUUUAUAGUUUCUAUCUUUAUAAUAAUUAACGUUAAAUACUUUUUUAUCAACUGGGUGUGUCAGGCGGGAUGGAGGACUAUAACUACUUGCACAGCAACUGCCUAGAGAUAACAAUUGAACUGUCUUGCUGCAAAUAUCCCCCUGCCACCGAGCUCUCUACAGAAUGGAACAACAACAGAGAGUCACUACUGGCAUAUCUUGAAAUGGUUUAGUUCUGCUUUGUUUAUUUUUUGCUUAAAGUAUAAAUAUGAAUCAGUACUUUAAAUACAUUCAAGUAUCCAUCAGCUACACUUUUUACAGCUGCUGUCUUCAAAGAAAUUAUUUUUAAAUUAAAUUGAAAUUAAAGUAUAAAUGGUUCUACCUGACCUAUCAUAAUGGCUUAAAAAUGUUGUGCCAAUGUUCAUUUUUUGUUGUUGAUCUAUUAGGUUCACAUAGGCAUCGGUGGAUUUGUUUUUGACUCAGAGACUGGCCUGGGUAUUCCCAAUGCUAAAAUAAAAGUGGACAAAAUAAAUCAUGAAGUAAAAACUGCUGCAUUGGGAGAUUAUUGGCGUUUGUUGGUGCCUGAUACCUACACUAUUCAAGCAACUGCUGAGGGGUAAUUUUUCUUACAUUAAAAACAGUAUUAAACUACAUUUCAUUGUUAUGGUAAAUUGUUACCUACUCAUUGUUAUUAAUUCAACAUAAUGGCAUUAUGUGUCAGUGUUUUGCCUGUAUAUUCGUUCUAAUUUAAACUUUAUAUUGAUGACACCACUAUCAUAUUUUAUUCAAAAGGGUGGGCUGAAAAAAUGUUGUGUGUGGAAAAUUAUAGUAUGAAAAUAUUGAUUUGCUUAUCUUUUUAGAGAUAUUAUUUUUAUGUAUUAAUUAUUUCUAUGCUAAUUGUUUAUUUCAUUUGAACAGCUAUGAAGAAAGUAUAAAAAAGACUGUUUUAGUGCCAAGGGGAAGAGGUGUAUCUGUCAACUUUACCUUGACCAGAGCUAACAGACAGACUGUUAAGUAAACACAUUAAAAAAUAUUUUUAAAGAUAUUUGUUUCUGAAUCUAAUAAGCAAUUUGAGUUAACUCUGUACAGGCCAAUGUUUUUUUAUUAUUUUUAUUUUCCUUUUUUUAGGGGAUACCAUACAAAGAGUAGCUAAUUAAUACUCAUCAUGUUAUAUAUUUAAUUGUUCGCAAAUGAAUGGGUAUUUAAAUUUUAUAAAAUGCGUGUGAAAAUGAUUGUGUGGUUUUUUACAAUCAUGAUUGAUAUUAUGUAUAAAUAUUGAUAUUAUGUAUAAAUUAUUUUACAUUUAAAAAUUUUUUUUACAUUAAAACAUAUUAGUGUAAGAUGGAAGAAAUAGUUUAAUAUUUAUUGUAAUUUAAUUCAGCAGUAUAAUAUACAAAAUUUAAAAAAAAGAAUUUUAAAAAUACAACCAUUGGUUCUCUUUUAUUAUAUUUUUUUGCAAAACAUGCGUAAAUAGUGUUUUUGCAGAUAAAUUUAGACAAGUGAUCUUACCAUGCAGAAUUAUUCAAGUAUUAAGUUUAAAAUCUAUUUUAAAAUUUGUAAAAGUUUAAUACAAAUACAUUUAAAUCAUUCCUAAAAAAAAUACAAACACAAUCUAAGAGUCUUCUGAGCUUAGGGGAUGUUCUAACAAGAAACAAUUAUGUCACUUAUUUAGACAUGUUAGCAUGAAAAAUUAGCAGAAUUUAUGUAUCUAACACAGAUAUAACAAUAGUAUAACAAUAAUAAUAGUUAUAAUAAUAAACAUUAUUUUAUAAUGUUAGGAUAAGAAAAGUGACAUGUUUUGCUCAAAUAAUUACUAAGCAUAAAAUCCUAAAUAUUUGGCCUAUAGCUAUAGUCCAAAUAUCAUAAAUUAGUAAUGCAAUUAUAAUAUCAGAUAUUACUUAAAUAGAAUUUUAAAUUUUUUCCAUCUCAUUUCUAGUUGUCUGCUUUUCAGAAUCCAGAAUAUUGAGACCAUGUUUUCUUUUAGGGAUAAAUUUAGGUAUGGCCUGAGGGGGACCCUGGUCAACAUCUUCAUACAUUUUUUUCCAAGUCAAUUAUCUGCACUGAUUAGAGAAAAACAAUAUUCUAAAUAAAGGCUAUAAGAAAUAAAUAUCUAGUAACACAUUUUAAAAAGAAUAAAUUAAUAACUUCCAUCAUUUACUCAUUAGAGUUAGGCAAAAGACACAAACAACUACAAAAACAAUGAAAACUAAAAUCAGCUGUUUGAUCAGCUAAUUAUUUAAACAAAUUUUUAAAGUCAAAACACGAUUGGAAAAUAAAAUUUUCAUUACAAAAUUGUUAGACUAUAAUUAGGAAACUAUUAAUUAACUGUUCAAUAUAUUUUGUUGCUCAGAUUAUUUGGAAAUGUUAAUUUUAAGGGCUUGAUCGAGUGGAUAGCUAGACUUACAUUGUGUGAAACUGUACUUGUGUAGGUAAAGUUACAUCCAUGUCUUCAUCUGAUAUUUUUUCAUAUUGAUCUGUAUCCCAAUCAUCAGAAGAGUCACUUAGGGAUUCAUCUCAGUCAAUUUUAAUGUAUUCUAUACUCAUUUUGGAUUUUGAAAUUAUUUUUUAUUAAAUCAGCUAGCUUGAUUUAAGUCACAACAAGAAAACAAAAUGGAUGACAUAAAUGCGUCUCUGUAGCAAUAAUUUAAAAUUUGUUUUAAACAACGUAUAAUUAUGAUUAAAACUCUUAUUUUUAUAAAUUAAAUCCUUUUUAUAACAAUAACAUUUUUUAGUUCUUAACUAUAUAAAAAAUAAAUACACCCCUUUCUCACCCGGCGAAAACGCCGGAUUUCUCUACCAUUGGCUCAUACAGAGUUAAAGUAUAAUAUACAUUUUACUAAAAAUCCCUAAUUUGAAAAUUUUCUUUUUUGUUCAUUUGUGGGGUAUGAAGUCCAUUAUGGCUAAAGAAAUUGACAAAAAUAAGGUCUUAUGCUGCCUGUGUUUUUUAAAUUUCUAACUUAAUUAGUUAACAAUCCCUGAAAAUUAUAAUAUAAUUUUUUAGUGAAUAGAUCAUUUUUUAAUUUCUUUUUUAAAGUUAAAAUCUUGCUCAGAGAGUUCUUGACUCAUAAAAUAUUUAUUUUUAUUUUCCAGCACAGGACCAAAAACUCAAGAUCCCAUAGAAAAAUUGGUAGCUCUUGUUAAUUCACUGCAGGAUUUCAGGUAUCAAAAUGUAGCCACUAACUCAGGAUUUUUGAAAAUUUCCUCCAUCUAGAAGAUAGAAACACAGGAAACUUUAUCACUGAUUAUUAACAAUUAUUAUUAUUAGAAACAAUUAAACCAUUAUGGCCAUUAAAGGGAGAUAAAAAAAACAACAUCUGCAUGUACCUGAUCUCAACUAAAAGCAUUCUAAAAUAAUAUCUAGAUUUAUAAAAAGUAAAACAGAAUAAAUGCCUUUUUUUUAAAUAAAGAAAACAAUUGAUUUCACACAAGUUUUUACAAGCAGAAAUAAGCUGUAUGUUUAUUCAAAAUCAAUCACUUAUCUUUAUGAUGUACCCAUUAAGCUGUAUAUAUUAACUGAGAAUCUAACUCAAUUUUGUAAUAGCCACCAUGCCAGCACACAUUUCAAAGAGCCGACAGACUUCACUCACCACAACAACACUGAGAUGACAGAACUUCUGCGCAGCCUGGCCCAGAGAUUCCCCAAAAUAACUCGAUUAUAUUCAAUUGGUCAGUCUGUCCAAGGGCGAGAACUCUGGGUUCUGGAGAUCUCUGACAAUCCUCAAGAGCAUACACCAGGUAUGGGAUUAACCUAAGUAAAUUUGCCACCUCAUAUUACACUUUAGGGUAUUGGGCUAAUUAUAGAGACUGACAGAAAGGGAUUUUCCGAUUUCAACCGAAACCAGACAAAAAGUUAAAGGAUUUUUGGCUAAAACCAUAAGUUUAACAAGUUUUGGGCCAAAACCGAAAGAUUUAAAAAUUUGUUAUCGCAUACAUUCUGCGCACCACGAAAAAUGACUUAUCAACUUUUGUGGAAAUUUUAAUUUGUCUUAAGUGACUUUCAUACAAUGUACCCAAAGAAUUUAACCUCCACACACACACCCCCCCCCACACCAACGUUUUUUUUACCAUCAGUAAACUAUAAACCUCUUAACUACCAUUUUUAGCCAACUGAACUUAUUGGGACCUAAACAUUCCUGUUUAUCAUCCCAAUUGGAUCAGGCUUAACACUGAAAUAGUCAAUGUAAAAUUUUCCCUAGCUUGUCAUCACCCCCCCCCCACACACACACACACACACACACAAAAUAAAUUUUACCAAUUUUUGUAUCUUCAUCGUGAAUGGCUCUCGAUAACAAUCUAUAUGGGAGAAUUAAUAUUUUGUUAUCUUAAUGUUACAGUCAAAGUGUGUAAUCCAGGCAUUCACUAGAAUGCCUUAGAAAAUUACACCUUGACUAGGCAUUCUAUAGAAUAAGUGGAUUACACACUUCACCUGUAACAUUUAAAUAUAUGAAUAAAUCUAAUAAUUUUUUUUGUAAUGUAAUUUUAGAAUACAGAAAAUCAUUACUUGACCAAAAAUUUAAUUUCGGCUUUCUUCCACCUACUAUAACUAGUUCUAGGCCCACAAUAUAAAAAAAUAGUUAAAACCUCUACAUUAAAUGACAGAAUAGGAAUUUAAAUGUUUGCAUGUAGGUGUCAUGUAUAAGGGAAAUAUGCAUGGCGAUGAGGUGGUUGAAAAUCAACAGGGUGGCUGGUAGAGUUUAUGGACAUAAUCAUAAUUAUUGGUGUGAUGUUUCUUUGUAGGAGAGCCGGAGUUUAAGUACAUUGGUAACAUGCACGGCAAUGAGGUGGUUGGAAGGGAGAUGCUAUUGUUGCUUGCACAGCUGCUCUGUGAAAAUUAUGGCACUGAUGAAUUGGUGACCUUGAUGGUUCAACAGACUCAUAUACAUAUCCUGCCCACCAUGAACCCUGACGGUUACGAAAUGAGUCUAGAAGGUGAGUGUCUAUAAUCAAGUUAGUAUCUGAAGUUCAAGGGUUAUGGGAUUAAAGCUGAUUUUCCCUACAGUGUAUUUUAAUUAGCACAUUUUACGAGGGAUGUUUGAAUGUGUCUACCACUAGCAUUAAAUCAUCUUAUUGUAACUCUUAAUUAAACUGUAUUAAAAGAUGUUUUCUAACCCAGGUGACUUACAAGGAGUGGUUGGCCGCGCCAAUGCUAAUGGCGUAGAUCUCAAUAGAAACUUCCCAGGUAUUUUUAAGACAACACAGACCAACGAGGUCCAGGAAGUGGAGACAAUGAAUGUGAUCAACUGGUCCAGAUCAUACCCCUUUGUGCUCUCAGCCAAUCUGCAUGGUGGCUCUCUCGUGGCCAACUACCCUUAUGAUGAUUACCCAGCAGGCCAUGCAGUGUCUUCUGUUUCAAGAGACUCAAAAUCGCCAGACAAUGCCAUAUUUGUUCAGCUUGCUGAGUCCUACUCUCUUGUGAGUUUACAUUUAAAAUGAAGAUUGAACACAAAUAUGAAUUGAAGAAAGAUUUAGAUUUCUUUAGAAUUUUUAAGCUUCUUUCUUUCUUGUAUUAUCAGUAGCAAAAUUUUGUUGAAAAGGAGUUAAUAGGCUAGUUAACUAUUUUCUUAGCAUCUUUUAGAUUCUCUUUUUUGACCCAGUUUAAAUUGUUUCAUUUUUAAAGGAAGAAAUUAGUAAUAGUUUCUGAUUCAAUUAUCUCAUGCAAAAAAAAAAAAAGAUAUGAUUUUGUGUGUUAGUUUCCUAAAUUAUACUUUUAUAUCUUUAAACCUAUUGUAACUUAACAACUAUCCAACCCUCAUCUGUGUAUGUAUACUAUUUAUUUUUUACUCUAGUGUUGUAUUGAAGUAUUUUUUAAUACAAGUUGUCUUUUUUAGGCUCAUUCAACCAUGCACAGUGGUCACCCCUGUCCAAAGCAAGAUAGCUCCUACUUUCGUGAUGGUAUCACUAAUGGUGCAAGCUGGUAUGUGGUUUCAGGUAGGGACAUUUGAAAUCUUUUAAUACAUUUCUGUAUUCAAAAUUUUUUCUGUUUCUUGACAAGAAAUUUCUUAUUGAAUUUAUUAUAAAGUUAUGUCAGGUGCAGCCAUUUUUAUAUUUGUCAGUGUGCUGUUGGGGGAGGAAAUAAUUUACAUAAGUACAUACAUUUAAUGGAAAAAGAUAUAUUUUAUUUUAGGAGUAGAGUUGCUUAUUGAAAUACUGAACCUUUCUUUUUAUUGUGCAUCCACUUAAGGAAAUAGACACAUAUUAUUUUAUGAGUGCCUCAGGUUUGCUUAUCAGGUUAGCCUAUUCAAAAAAAUAGAAUUUACAAAUAUCUAAAUCUCGGCAUUUUUUAUGACAAGCAAAUUAUUUUACAGACAUUUAUAAAAUAAACAUACAAAUCUAAAAUAAAAAUGUAUAAUUUUUGUCCUACAUCUCAUUUUUUUUUAACAACUUCAUAAUGGGCUUUUGACCUUUCACAUACAAGUCAUUUUAGAUAAAAUUUGUAAAUUUAUGGUUAUUUGGCAACCCUGGAGUGCAUAUACUUACAGGAAUAAAUAAUUUGUAUAAAUACCUAGUGGAAUUGAAAAAUCUACUUUAAAUAGUGAAUAUAUUUAAUAGAAACAAAAACUUUUUAUUUUAAAAGCGCCUAUACUUAAUGAAAUAUGGAAAUGAUCUUUAUCAGGAGGUAUGCAAGACUGGAACUAUGGCUUCACAAGUUGUUUCGAAUUGACCAUUGAACUUAGCUGUGACAAGUUUCCAUUCCAGAAAGAUUUGCCAAAAUACUGGGAGGCAAACAAAGACUCUCUGCUUGUAUAUAUGGGGCAGGUUUGUACACAUUCCCAGUAUGUAUGUAUAAAUGGGGCAACUUUGUACAUUUUUCUCAGUAGGUUUAUUUUGGACAAUUUUGUAUACCUUUCUCAGUAGGUUUAUAUGGGACAGGUUUGUACAACUGAUGGUUUAUAUGUGGCAGGUUUGUACACUUUUGGUGCCCUAUUUUGCUUAUAUAAUUACAAAGGUUAACAUAUAUGCAAUGAUUGAUUGCCAUAAAGUUUAUUUGGUAAAAAUUAGGCCAUUUUUGUUUCAAUAUUCACUUAAUUUGUUUAAAUUAACCAAUUUAUAAAUUUGCCAAAAUUACUUUUGUUUUGAUUUUGUCAUAUUUAACUUCAAAAGUUAUUUGUGAAUAAUUAAAACAUUUCCACCCUACAAUUCCCAGGUACACAAAGGAGUGAGAGGAUUUGUCAUGGACAAAGAUUCAAUGUCAGGCAUUUAUAAUGCCUCAAUUACAGUAACAGGAAUCAACCACACUGUCAGAUCGGCCAGUCACGGGGAUUACUGGAGACUGCUCAGCCCUGGAACAUACACACUGACGGCCAGUGCCGCUGGGUAGGUCAAAGCCCUGUAAUAAGUGCUGUAGUUGGAUUCUGUUUAAAAUGAACAUUUAGCACCAUGAAAUUGUAUUACCACACAGCAUUCUGUCAUGAAUGUAGAGUAAAAGAAAAACAAUCUUUUUGCUCCCAGAUACAAGCCCCAGUCUCUCAUUGUCAUGGUCAGCUCUGGAGCUGCUGUAUCCAUCAACUUCACACUGGAGGUGGUGGACACUGUGAACUGGUCUGUCAUCAAGGAUUUUGACUUGACUGACAACAUGAAGUCUGACCAGUAUAUGUCCAGCACUGCCAUUGUGGAGGAGUUCACCAAGCUGGCCAGCAUCAACCCCUUGUUGGCACAAAUGGAACAUUUGAGUGGCACUGACCAGGAGAUACCCAUUCUCCACUUGUUCUCAGUAAGUGUCACAACCAAUUGUAACUCAAUAUUUAAAAAAACUGAAGAAUACAGGAGAUUCCUGUUUAAUAAAGUUUGACCAUGCAAUGUCAAUAAUUCAAUGAGCUCAUUAAGGUAGAGCUGCCUUGGCACUACCAAUAAAAACCUUGGCAAGCAAUGUCAAUAAUUCAAUGAGCUCAUUAAGGUAGAGCUGCCUUGGCACUACCAAUAAAAACCUUGGCAAGCAAUGUCAAUAAUUCAAUGAGCUCAUUAAGGUAGAGCUGUCUUGGCACUACCAAUAAAAACCUUGGCAAGCAAUGUCAAUAAUUCAAUGAGCUCAUUAAGGUAGAGCUGUCUUGGCACUACCAAUAAAAACCUUGGCAAGCAAUGUCAAUAAUUCAAUGAGCUCAUUAAGGUAGAGCUGCCUUGGCACUACAAAUAAAAACCUUGGCAAGCAAUGUCAAUAAUUCAAUGAGCUCAUUAAGGUAGAGCUGCCUUGGCACUACCAAUAAAAACCUUGGCAAGCAAUGUCAAUAAUUCAAUGAGCUCAUUAAGGUAGAGCUGACUUGGCACUACCAAUAAAAACCUUGGCAAGCAGUGUCAAUAAUUAAAUGAGCUCAUUAAGGUAGAGCUGUCUUGGCACUACCAAUAAAAACCUUGGCAAGCAAUGUCAAUAAUUAAAUGAGCUCAUUAAGGUAGAGCUGUCUUGGUAAUACCAAUAAAAACCUUGGCAAGCAAUGUCAAUAAUUCAAUGAGCUCAUUAAGGUAGAGCUGUCUUGGUACUGCCAAUAAAAACCUUGGCAAGCAAUGUCAAUAAUUCAAUGAGCUCAUUAAGGUAGAGCUGCCUUGGCACUACCAAUAAAAACCUUGGCAAGCAAUGUCAAUAAUUCAAUGAGCUCAUUAAGGUAGAGCUGCCUUGGCACUACCAAUAAAAACCUUGGCAAGAUAUCUCUCAGGGAACCUUACAGUCUGGCUGAUAAUCCCUCUAACUGUCACACUGGCUAAAUCCUACGUAGAUUAGGAGAUUUUCGUCUCCCCAGGGUGGGAGAGGGAUGUCUUAUUUCAUCACCCCUUUUCCUGACAUAGAGGAAGUUAAGAGACUUUUGUGUUUGGCAGAGAACCACCUUGAACCAUGACCUGGGUGGACCAGAGGCGUAGGGAAGUUUUUCCUAGAAUGUUGCUUGCUGCCCAACAUGUUUAGUUGAGGUGAUGGUACAUUCAAAGGACCUGGCCACCUUAGAAUAUCUUACAGCCAUGUUCUAUCACAUCAAUGGUUUUUACUCGUGCAAUGAACAAAGCCUAUUUAGCCUUAUGUUAAAAAUAAGGCUCUACCUUUUUUGUGAUUAGAAGAUAAACAACAGUAGACAGCCUUAGAGAUAAAGUAAUAUGAUCAUGUCCCCGUACUGGAAUAAAUAUAUGCUUAUUUCACAGACACCUGCCCAUUUGACACAACUUGACAACCGACCCCAUGUGCUGCUGAUUGGUGGUUUGGAUGGGGAUUCACCUAUUGGGGCAGAGAUUCUCAUCCGUUUGGCUCGGCAUCUCAUUACGGGUAAUGAUGACCUAUUUAAUUUACCUCCUGAAAUAGAAAUUAAAAUGUGAAUUAUUUAUUUGAUUUGUUAGAAUGUAAUAUUUAGAGGAAAGCGUGGGAAGGUUUUCAAAAACAUGUAUCUGGCUUCUUCCCCAGGUUACAACCAGAAAGAACCAGUUAUUGCAAAGAUUCUCAACACUGUGCACAUCCACAUCAUACCCCAGUUGAAGCCAGCAAACUCUGACCUGGCUGUUCCUGGAGACUGCAAGGGAGAGAACUUUACAGGAAAACACAUGAAUCAGCUGAUAAAUGAACAGGUAAAAUGAGAACAGCUCUAAGUCAAAUUUCAGUUUUUGGGAUGAGUGUCGCAUUUGACAGAUUACCCAGAAUGAAAUUUUUUUUCAGCCUAUUUUGUUGUUUUUUUACCUUAUUGAUAACCUUGGCCUACUUUCAGGAUUCAGCCGUGUCUGCACUCAUCAGUUAUGUGGCUGUCCACAAGUUUGACUUUGUUCUGAAUUUGGAAGGUGGUGGAAAGUUUAUUGUGUGAGUAAAAAACUUGGGAGCUCUUUCUCAAGUAUAAUUUUGUUUUCUUCUUAACUAUUUUUAAAUCUUUGCCAAACCCAAAGAAAUAAAAUUAUUUAUUUAGUUCAAAUACAAGUUAUUUGCAACCAUUCUUUGAAAAGCCUUUUUUUAAAAACAGAAUUCCUAGAAAUACCCUGGACAGCAGCAGCCUUAGUUAUAUGACACCUGAUGAAGAUGUUCUACAAGAGCUGUCUGCAGCCUUCGCCAUGUCCAUGACAGAGAUUUACCACAAAGACGCCUGCAGCAGUUCUGUAUACUCUGGGAUUAUACAUGGUGUGGACAUGGGGCAAGAGGCUGCUGCUUUGGCUGACACACUUUACUCCAAGUACAGAACCAUGAUGGUAGGUUCGGGGACAUGAUGUCCACCAAGUACAGAACCAUGAUGGAUAGUUGGGGGGCAUGAUGUCCACCAAGUACAGGACCCUGAUGGUAGGUUGGGGGGCAUGAUGUCCACCAAGUACAGAACCAUGAUGGUAGGUUCGGGGAGAUGAUGUCCACCAAAUACAGAACCAUGAUGGUAGGUUCGGGGAAAUGAUGUCCACCAAAUACAGGACCCUGAUGGUAGUUUGGGGGGCAUGAUGUCCACCAAGUACAGGACCCUGAUGGUAGGUUGGCGGGCAUGAUGUCCACCAAGUACAGGACCCUGAUGGUAGGUUGGGGGGCAUGAUGUCCACCAAGUACAGGACCCUGAUGGUAGGUUGGGGCAUGAUGUCCACCAAGUACAGGGCCCUGAUGGUAGGUUGGGGGGCAUGAUGUCCACCAAGUACAGGACCCUGAUGGUAGGUUGGGGGGCAUGAUGUCCACCAAGUACAUGACCCUGAUGGUAGGUUGGGGGGCAUGAUGUCCACCAAGUACAGGACCCUGAUGGUAGGUUGUGGGGCAUGAUGUCCACCAAGUACAGGGCCCUGAUGGUAGGUUGGGGGGCAUGAUGUCCACCAAGUACAGGACCCUGAUGGUAGGAUGGGGGGAUUAAAUUUGAGGCACAUUGGAUCGUAGCAAUAAAAAGCAAAUUGUAAAGCUUCCAUGUAAAUAUUUUAAAAUUAUUUUUGUUUUUGUUUUUUAUUCUUGUAGAGCGUUCCUUUAAAACAAUGUUGCCCUUAUUCAUCUAUGAUGUUUUAUAUAUAUCUAUGAAUGGAGAUAUGGGGUGAAAACUUAAUGUGGAGUUUUCCAAGUCUAGAAAUUGUUUAUAGAACACUAUUUAGGCAAUUUUUCAAAUAUUUGUACUACUUGGCUGUAUAAAUUUCUCCCCCUACAGCUUUCUGCCCAUGUCACCUGCUGUAAAUAUCCCCCAAGCUCGGAGCUGCCCAAAAUUUGGAUGGCAUCACUUCAGCCAAUAUUGAACACAUUAACCAAAUCUCUUCAGGGUUAGUUCACAAACUUUGAGAUCAUUAUAUCUCCAAUAUUACGUCUUUUUAUUUACUCUAAUUCAGCACUUCCAAACUUUUAAGUUUGGCUGAGUGGUUGUGGACAGUUUCAAAAUGGCAUCAGGGACAGGCACCAGAUGUAUUCAUUGUUGUGUGGACCGACAAGUUAGGCUUGCAGACCGGUGCCGGUCCUGGGACCACCAUUUGGGGAAGACUUGGCCAACUAACAAGUCUGGAUGAGUUCAAAUGAUUAGACUCUUAGAUGCCCUAUGUUGGGGAGAGAUGGUUUGGUGGGGAAGAGAGUGUUAGUGUUAGGGUAGACAGCGGUGUUAGGGCUGGUGUGGGAGAGAAAAGAUUAGUAGUUUCUUGCGCUUUCACAAAGCUGAGUAUAUGUUAAUACUGAAAAAAUGAAAUGAACUUUGCAUUUAGUAGACAAGAAAUUGACUUGAUAAAUGAUUGCCUCAAUGUUACAGUCUUAGUUUUGGUUCAAUAUUAUUUCAGUUCUGGCCCUCAUAAGUAUUUGUGUUUAUUUAAAAAAACUAUUUUCUUCUUUUUAUUUCAUCUUAUCAGGCAUUCAAGGGGCAGUAACCAAUGAUGGACAGGAACCAAUAGGAGCUUACUCAUUUCAGCUGGACAACAAAUCCAAGGUCAAAUUAACUGGUCCAUUUUUCUGGUUAACCAGUCGAGGCUAUCAUACCAUCACAAUAGAGGCUGAAGGUAGGAAUGUGUGUACAAUAUGUUUACAUAAUAAAAGAAUUAUAAUUAUACAAAUCCUGUAGAGAAUACUGUGUUAAAUGUCAAUUUGCCAAUGUUGUUACAUCUACGUGAUGUUAAAUGAGUCAAUUCUGACAUAAGACUUAAGUGUAUUUGAAAUUGUUUACAUCUGCAUGUUGUUAAAUGUGUUAACCAGGCUACAGUUCUGUGACACGCCAGGUGAUUGUGGCUGAUGACACUUCUGUGGUACUGAAUAUUGAGUUAAAGGAGGAGGACACAAGCGGAAUGGUGUAUCAUAACUUCACACUGAUGACCUCAACCUUGAAAAACCUGACCUCCAAAUGUCCUGAAAUAAUGGAACUUACAAGGUUUGAUUUUAAAAGCUAUUGGCAUUGGAAAUUUCAUUCCCAUUAUGUUGAUAUUUUUAUUCCCAUUAUUUUGAUAUUUUAUUCCCAUUAUUGUUGAAAUUAUUUUUAUAAAAUCAUGUGAGAUCAUAUUUGAUCCAAUGUUUCCAGUGCCGGCAAGACCAAGCUGGACUCAGACAUCUGGCUGUUGCGUGUUGGACGCAAGAAAACAGAGGAUCACAUACCCCCCAAGAUUGUGUUUAUUGGCAACAUGCAUGGGGAGGAUAUGGUGUCCAGGGAGAUGUUGCUGCACCUCUCCAUUUUUCUGUGUGACCAGUACGAGGCCGAUGACUAUGUUAAACAGGUCCGUCUGGGGAGGUUUAUUUCUGCAUCUUUACCAUGCAACUAUAUUUCAAGCGAGUAGAGAGUUUUGAAGAUUACCACUGAUAUAUAAAACUUUACUUUUACUCCAACCUGGCAGAUGCUGAAUGAUAUCCAGGUUUACAUCAUGCCUGCAGUCAACGUCGAUGGCUCUCAGCUUGCCAUGCCAGAUUCCUGCAACAAAGGCCUGGGCCACAACAAUUCUCUUAACGUGGAUAUUGACUCAAAUUUUUUAGGUUAGUCUUGGCGCUGGCACCAAAUGUAUUGACAAGAUGUGGAGUAUAAAGCUAAUGUAAAUUGUAUCGAAAAAAUGAAUGUAGUGUGUGAGACUGUCCCUUUGUGAUGGCACGAAUUUAUAUAGACCUGUAUAUGUUAGAAAACACUGCCCUUUAACCUUUAUGAUUAAUCUAGGUGAUGAGGACUACCAUCACCCUGAGGACGAGCAGGUCGAGACUAAAGCUGUCAAGAGGGUGAUAGCAGAGAGUCAUUCUCCCAUUGUGGUCAAUGUCAGAAGUGGUAACAAUCGUGUUGCUUAUUUUGGGAUCACUGACAAAGGUAGUGUCUUACUUGUUGAUUGCUAUACAUUUUAGCUACAUGUUAUUAAUUAUUAUUAUUUACAAGGAUUAUUUAUUGUAAAAUUAUUUUUGUCCAGAUUUUUUUUAUACAAUGAUUUUAUUAUUAUUAGGGGUAUGAUUAUGUUUUGUUAAGUUACUCAGACCUUUCAACCCCUACGGUUUCACCGUAGUAACUACAUACCUGAGCCUAAGACUACAGCACUAUGACAAGCCUAAAAAAGUUACGGUUUCUUGGAUGUUUUCAUUUCUUUGGUUUAUUUUUUAUAAAAAAUUAAUUUAUUGGGGUGUUUUCAGUAAAAAGUUACAGCAGUUUUUGUGUUAACAUAGCAUGCAAUCAAAUAAGAAUAACAGUGAUGGGCCUUUGCUGUCUCUAUCUCAAUGAACCAACCAGAAUAUUUUUCUUUUAGAGAAUGCGUCGUUAGCCACUUCAUUACCGCAGGGUUUUGGGCAUAGAUUUUUGCUGACUCUGCAACAAAAAACUUAAAAGAUGAAAUUUUCGGUAUAUUUCAUUCUCUAUUCGUUUUUUAACUUCUCUAUAGAUUAACGAAUAAGGAAAUAUAAAGCAUUGAAAUUUGACGUCGACGUGACGUCCUUUGGUAUUUCAGAAAAGUUCUUAAAUUUUUUUAUGACGUCGAUGGGAUGUCCUUGAUAAUUGAAAGUGGGUGAUCGUGACGUCGCGUCGACGUCAUCAGUAUUGAAGUGGUUAAUACUAAUUAUACUUAAUACCAAUGUGUUUUUAGCCCUACUGUUGCUUAUCGAUUGGAUUUGGUCUCAAUGACUAAGUGGUUUCCCCUUGAUUGCCCAUCCACUUUCCAAGUUUCUGAUGUUUUCGUAUUUAAAAAAAUAACAAUUUGCACUGUAAUGCUUUGGAAGUUUUUUCCUAUUUAGUUCACCUAUCAACAGACAUAUUUAGGGUAAGUAAAGUGUAAAAUUAUUUAAAUAAAGUCAAUAAUUAUUUUAAUGUUUUUCUAGCUUUUAAUUGUUAGAUAGCCCUUUUUAAAUAGACCAAAACUUUCUCUUUGUCAACUAUGUGACCAAUGACUAAAAAUAAAAUUAUCUGUUUGUUGUCUACUACUAAGUCAUAUACUAACUUUUCACAAAGCUUAGCCUUAGCCUACUUUUUUUCCGGCUUUAUGGUAAGACUAAUGAUUAUAAAAAUAUUAAUUCGACAAGUAAUAAUAGAAGCUUACAGUAUGAGUUGUUGUUCUACCCUAUGCUAUGAUUAUGAUCAAAGUAGAGGAAUUUGAUUUGUAAAUUUAACUUACAGUUUGCGACCGCUGUACUUUAUUUAAACUUAGUAAUAUACCCUUUUUUUAAAUCUAAAAUAUAACGUCUAGACUUUAAAACAAAAUUAAUUAUUUAAAGGCUGAAGUUAUUAUUAAAUUAUUUUUUUCGUAGUUCAAAAAAUAAUUGACUUAUUAAUAGUGCAAAAUUAACACUAAAUGCCGCCAUUUCACUUUUCAUUGUUCAAUAGGUUUUUGAUACCCCUUCUUUCGCACUUGAUUGGCUCAGUCCUACGUCACUGCAGAGGCCUAUUGAUACUGGUAUAAGUAGUUUAAUAUGAAAUAUGACCUCUAUGAGCCUAAUAUGAUAAUGUAUUAAUUCUUUUUUGUUUCUAUUUUCAGGGUCUAGGGUUAAUAAAAUAAUGCCAACAGCACCUUUAACGACUGAUGAUGAAUCAAGGU